This is a messenger RNA of Dacryopinax primogenitus, 285 nucleotides long. RefSeq lists its product as uncharacterized. Lineage: Eukaryota; Fungi; Basidiomycota; Dacrymycetes; Dacrymycetales; Dacrymycetaceae. Bases 1 to 285 code for a protein of 94 amino acids. The record is from RefSeq and is a predicted model, not a curated record. The transcript has a single exon.
AUGACCUCCUCCUCACCACCACCAACAGGCCGACUCCUAGUCCGCAAACUAGCAAACGCGACUAAAUCAUGUGCUCAACCCGUGCGUCUCUCCUGUGUGCAUACUGCGAAAGUACCUAAUAACAGCUUCCAGGCAAGAGCAUAUGGAGCUUGUAUACUGUUGACGUACAAAGACGUUGCUAGGGAUGGGUGCAAGGCCGAGUUUGAACUGUUCAAGGAAUGUGUGCAAGGAGCGGUCCGUCCUUACCUUCCUGGCGUUAUUCUUGACCUGAGACUUGAUAGAUGA